Messenger RNA from Hylaeus volcanicus, 18948 nucleotides. RefSeq names its product microtubule-associated protein futsch-like. Gene Ontology annotation, cellular component: dendrite; synapse; cytosol. Gene Ontology annotation, biological process: microtubule cytoskeleton organization; axonogenesis; regulation of microtubule depolymerization. Lineage: Eukaryota; Metazoa; Arthropoda; Insecta; Hymenoptera; Colletidae. The record is from RefSeq and is a predicted model, not a curated record. The transcript has 11 exons. The coding region runs from base 581 to 18400 and encodes 5939 amino acids. Gene Ontology annotation, molecular function: microtubule binding; actin binding.
GCGUGGCAGCGACGCAGGAUAUCGCCAAGUUCGUCAGAGAGCCGGCAGCCCGCACCGCGAGUGUUGCUGCCGAGUAGAGUUCUGUCGUCGACCGAGACGCAGGGAGAAGAGACAUUCACGCGAAUCACAGCAGACAGGCGACCGUCGCUGUCGUCGUCGACUCCUACGUCGGGAAGACAUCACGUCCUCUCGGGUUCGAUCCACGUAUCAGUGUCGCCGCGACCUACGACGGUUCUCUUUCUCUCGCGUACACCCUUCGCGAAUUCGCGAAUUCGCCCGUCGGUAUCCCUUUGCCCUUCUCCUCUGCCCCACCACUCGUCGUUCCGUCUUUCUCCUCUUUGCACGCGCCACGGUACACCAAGAAGACGAGGCGGGUCGGGCGGAGCGGCUCCAACCUUAGACGAGGAGUCAGACCGUUGGGAGACAGGCUGUCUUCGAUUCGCGCUACGGGUUUCUUCGACGGACAAGAUACGUUGCUCUUGCUGCGGCAUCGCGCUUUCCGUGGAAGGAGAAGCCUUCCCGGAUACUUGCCUCGCUGAUCGGAAAGUCGAAACAGGGCAACCGUGCCACGUAACAAGUAAUGAGUACCACGGAUCCUACCGGUGAGGGCGGAGGGGGAGGGGAGACGGCUGCGAUAUCAUCGACGAAUAUCGAGCAAAAUAUAUCUCCGAUUACACCGGUGACCGGCAGCGCAAUGCCACCGGGCUCUCAACAGCAACAUCCACCGCCAUCGCCUCUGAGUGGCUGUUACCUUCUCGUUGUGCUUCCAGAGCCUCAUACCGCGCAACAUAAAGAUCUCAUCUUGAACCGCCUCUCGAAAGGUUUCCUGUCAUGGGACAAAGACAGUUGCCACGUAGAUUUAGAAAAAGAGUUGCUGGCGCUGGUGGCGCAAGCACCGGAAGGGGAAGAAGCUCGGAACGGCGAACGACUGAUCCAAUACGCUACCGAGAAUCUUGUUACGGAAGUUCUCAUUCACCCGCAAACAAACACAUUAUUACAAUGUAUCCGCAACCUUCUCGCGAGUUUCACGAAACAUCGACACAUCAUACACGCCGGCUAUACCUUCGGUGGAAAUGGUUCCUGGAUACUGCAAGAUGGAACCUUCAGCAUCGCCGACUUUUUGGACGCGUUCAGCGAACACGAAGUGCAGAGAGUGCUUCGGGCUUACGAGAACAGCGUUACGGUGGACAUUCAUUGCGCGGGUGUUGGCGAUUGGACGACAAACCGGCUGUCGAAAGAAGUUUGCACCAGGUCCUGCAGAGUCCGAGUAAAUCCCGAUGACGUUCUCACCGCCGGGGUACCGGCGAUCGCGAGCUUCACCAACUACAUCGGGCAGUACCUCGUCGCCCAAACUCUGGAUCAGCUCAUGGAGCCAUCCGACGUUGUGGGCAACAUCCGAUUCAGUCAUCCAACGUUAUACGUCUUCCCGGGCGGACAAGGGGACGCCGCCCUUUUCGGCAUAAACGGUUUUAAUAUGCUCGUGGACGGAGGUUUUGCAAGAAAGGCUUGUUUCUGGGACUUCACCAGGCACUUGGACCGCCUCGACGCGGUUUUAGUCACUAGAAUAAAUAACAGCAACGUUGGAGGCAUGGUCAGCGUUGUUCGUAAAAAGAAGGAGAUGCACGUUUAUCCUCAGAUCGGCCACUUCUUCUGCAAUCUAGUCGAGAGAAGGCAAUCCAAUUCACCGGACGGCGACAAAGACAUCGACCCCCUAAUUCUGAACCUCACCGACAUAGGACAGGAGAUGGUCGUGAAUCUUCGGCACAUUAAUCUGCGAGCGCAUCCGUGCUACAGGGAUCCCGAUCCGAUUAAUUUGUACCACAAAGUGGGCCACGGCACCCUGGACAUGUACGUUCUCAGCCCGAACAAAGACAGCCGCGAAGUGAGAGAAUUUCUAGCGAAAUGGCACUCGUGCGACUCGAAAUUGUUCGCGGGAUCUCACAAGAAGGACUCGAACAAUCCAACGUUCCCAAUACAAAACCUGGUCUCGAUAUGCGUUCUUUUGGUGUGGCAACCGGCCAAUCCCGAGGACACCAUUACGAGGAUCCUGUUUCCCGGAAGUACGCCUCAGCACAAGAUCUUCGAAGGUUUCGAACGGCUGAAGCACUUGGAGUUCCUGAAGCACCCGGUCUGUUCCGCGAAGAGCCUCUCCCCGUCCACGUCCUUGGCGACUCUGCGGGACAAACCGGCCAAGCAAAAGUUGAGCCUGAUCGACAAGGAGCCGACGAAGAAGCUGUCGGACGCGAAGAAGGAGAAGAAAGACGCGGCCGACGUGAAGGCAGUGAAAGGUGGCGACGACUCGCAUCCGAAAAGCAUAAUGCAGAGCGCGCCGAUCAUACCUACCAAACCGCAGCCGGCUAAGAUCGAGGUGAAAGCCAAGAAGGCUGCGGAGAACAGAAAGAUCGAAGUGGAGGGAAAGGAAGCGAAGGAGAGCAAGAAAAUCGAGAAGGAAUUGAGGGAGGUCAAGAAGGAGGUUCCUAGGAGAGACGCCGGGAAAUUGGAGAAACAUGCAGCGGAGAAGCAGACGGAGAAGCCGGACAAGAUGGAGGAGAAAGGCGAGAAACGCGAGGAGGAUGGCGUUAAAAAGGAACCAACGACGAAAUCGGAGUCGGAGAAGCUCCCGCCGAAGAUAAAGAGCGAGUCGAAGAAGAAAGAGUCGAAGGAAGCGAAAGUGGGGGUUAAGAUCGGUAAAACCGAGGCGACGCUUAAACCGAAACCGUCCGACAAGAAGCCGAAACAGUCGACGGACAGGAAGGACACCGGUCUCGUGAAGUCGUCGCCGACCACGCCGAAGAAAACCGUGAACGGAGUCGCGACCAAGACGGAGAUAUCGAAAGUGAGCGUGCCGAGGAAGCCAGGUCUCAAGACCACGACAGCGCCACCGCCGGCGAAGAGCGCGAAAGAUGCGAACAAUAGGAAAGUCGUGGAACAGAAGAACAUCGAGAAAUCCGGAAUAAAAGAGACGGCAGUCGCCGCGGUUAAGGUGUCGGCGAAGCCGAAACUGAUGGACCGCAAGCCGAUAGCUCGCCGAGGUAAACCUGUCAGCCCUAGCAAAGCUCGCGUGCCGGGCAGUCCCGCGAAAUCGACGCGUAGCACGCCGACCACUUCCGUGAAAUCCGACAAGGACGGUGUAAUUCGCAGAGCGAAGGGCGACAAGGGCACCACCGACUCGUCCACGGUGUCCACGCCGUCCGGAAUCGAACCGGAAACGGCGGCCGCCGCCGCUGCCGCGGAGGCCGAAGCAGCAAGGCUCGCCGACAAGAGCCUGAUCGAGAAGUCGGAGGACAUUUCGUUGGAUUCCAUCGAGAGCAAAGUUCUCGCUGACCUGAAGGAAGAGCGAGAGGUCGUCGAAGAGAUCGAGGCUGUGCUUCAGAAAGCGGAGAGGAUAGAGGAAACGAGAAAAGACGAUCGCUUCGAGGGCGACGACGAGAUCACCGCGGAAGUGACCGACAAGAAAGAGGAGGACAUCACGGAGGAGGACGUGACCGCCGAGAUCGAGGACGCGCCAAAGAAGGAUAGUUUGAGGAAGGGAAGCCAGGAGCUGACCGAAGAGGACGAGUACCUGAUCGUCGAGAAGGAAGAGGUUUACACGGAGGAUUCAGUUCAGAGCGGCGAGGGCGAGCAGAAGCACGUUCUCGACGAGGCGGAAUCCGAGAAGGCGAAGAUACUGAAGGACGCGGAACUGGCGAAGGAAAAAGCUCUCGAAGAAGGUGAGGAAGAGGAAGAGGAGGAGGAGGAAGAGGAAGAAGAAGGCGAGGAAGAAGAAGAGAUCGAGGAGAAAGAAAAGGACGAAAGCGCGGAGAAAAGGACGUCCAUAGACAUCAAAGCGGAAAUGGUAUCGAAGAUCGAGAAGGAGCCAUCGCCAGAAAUAACCUCACCGGAUCAACGAGAAAAAUUAGAAGAAGAAACGAAAGAAACAGUCGUAUCCCCAGCGGAGAGCACGCCGAAGCCCGAAGAGAAGGAUGACUCCGGUAAAAAGGACAGCGAAGACAUCACAAAAGAACCGUCUAGCUUGAGUCCGGACAAGCUGGAUUCCUCCGAGAAGAAAACCACGGACACCGAUCUGAAGCCAGAAGUCGACCAAAAGGAGCAAGUACCUUCUCAGAAGUUGGAGGAAUCGCAGGAACGAAUCUCGACGAUAGAAUCCGGCGCCACGACGACGGCGCCGACGCUUCCGGAAGAUGAGCGAAUACCUCUCGACGAGAUCAAGGAGGACAUCGAUGAGAAACACAUAAUCGAGGAUGUUAAGGAGAAAGACGUGCCACCGGCGAAAAUCAAAGAAGAGGCUCCCGCCGACGUCGGCGUCGCUCCCGUCGACGUCGUCGCCCCGCGAGUUUCCCCUCCCGCCGUCGCGAAACCCGACGUACCCAUUUUCGAAGUCCGGCAAGCCGUUCAGGGCUUGCAGCGCGACAUCGUGAAAACUCCGGACGAGGUCGCCGAUUUACCCGUCCACGAAGAGGUGGACCCGAAAUUAUACAGAAUGGAGGACUUCGAGAAGGACAAGGACGAGAAACCUACGCCGCAAGCCAAAGAACCACCGACACCUCCGAUCAAAGAACAAAAAGGCGUGUUCAGCUUCUUCGGCAAGGUCGCAGAUAAAUUCGAGAAGGGUAUAGACAAGCUGACCAAGAAGUCGAAGAAGGACCCGGAGAAGGACGCCGACGACAAGUCGUCUUCCAAGUCUAGCUCGCCGAAGGAGGCGAAGCCGCACGAGAAAACUCUCCUCGAGGACGUCGACAUGGACAAAAUGUUCCCGAAAGUGGUGAAGCCUAGCGAGAAAAUGGAAACUCCCGGUGAAAUACAGCGAAAGGUUAGCGACGUGAAGUCUGUUGAUAUUAAAGAAACCGUUGCGUUCCUGCAGAGCGAGAUCAAGGAAGCGGGAGUGUCUGCCGCGACGGAAAUUGUUAAAGAUGCGGUGGUUGAUAUCGUCGAUAAAGUUACAUCAGUCGAUAAACCGGUCGAUAAAGCAGAGCCCGCUGCCAAGGCUGAGACUGUACCAGCGGAGCUUGAGAAAAAAGAGGAGCCGGUGACGAAGGAAGACAGCUAUGUUCCGACUAAAGAAGAAGAGGUUAAAAAGGACACAAAGGAAGAAAAGGGAGACACCUCUCAAGUUUCAAAGAAACCCUCGAAGAGGACCAAGGAAGGUUCCAGAGAUUCCCUCGAGUCCUUAGAAGACGAGCUCGCCGGGGCAUCUCGUGGUGCGGCACCCGUCAAGGACGUCGUCAGGGACACCCUCGACGGCGUGGUGGAGAAAUUAGAAGAGAUGCAGCCGCAAAGCGAGACUUCCUCCCCGGUCACUAAAGAAACGGAGAGAGCGAAGUUCGACGUUCAGAGGGACGAGGACUUCGAAGCGGAUUACGAGGAAGAAGAGGAAGAGGAAGUCACCGGCGCCGUGAGAGAUUUUAAAGAGGCAGUGCGCGACGUGGGUGAGGUCCUCGCGGGAACGGUUGGCAUCGAUAUAGACAAACCUAAAGACGUGACGGAGAUCGUGAAGAAAGUCGCCGAAGUUUUGAAAGAGGACGAUUUCCUUUCGCACAAGGCACUGUUCGGCGAGGCACCGGUCGAGCGAAAGGAAGCGGUACCGAUCGCGAAGUCCCCAGUUCUCGAGGACGCGAAGCGCGACGAGAAGGUCGCCGUAAUGCCGACCAAAGUCGGCAUCACCGAGGAGUUCCCCCAGCAAGAAGAAGUCGAGGAGCUCAUCGAAGGAACCGCGGCGUCCGUCCCGAUUCCGAUCCCGGCCUACAAACCCGACGCGAUGCGAGUGCACGAGGAGCCUUGCGUGAAAGUGACCAAAAAGACCGAAGCGUCUCCGAUGGCGUCUCCGAUCGCAUCCCCGAAGGACGAUCGCGAUGUAAAGGACAUCUGCGCGGAACUGUUGAAAGAAGAUCCGGUCUGUAAAUUGAAGCCAGCGGAGGAGCCUUCGAAGGAGGUUGACGUGAUGGAGGCUGGAUUGGAGGACGUGUGCGUGAAGGAAGUCGCGAAGACGCCGUUGUCUGACGAGGAGAAGAUCCCGGAAGGAACAGAGGAGCCCAUAGGCUUCGAUCAGAAGAUCGCGCCGGCGAAGGCGGAAAUCGUGACGGUUUCGCCCGGCUCCACGCCGACGUCGCCGAAAUUUGUAACCGAUAAACUCUACGAGAGCAAAGAACCCGCUGCCGAGCUGUCCGCUGAGAUAAAAGCCAUCGUGGACAGAGUGGACCGCGUGGUGGAAGAGAUCAUCGAGGAACUCGUUACGAAAAGAAAGAAGAUCACCAUCGAGAUCAUCGAGUACAUCACGACGGUCAAGCGCGUCCCGAGGGAGCGCGUUAUUUACAUCAUCGAAGAGAUUAUUGUGAGGAAAGGGCUGUCCCGAGAGGACGUCGUCGAUAAUGUGGAGAUAUUUAAAGUCGAGGAAUCCAUUACGCCUCAGCUUCGAACGGAACUGGAGGAGUAUAUCAUUAAUGAAUACGUGACCAAAGGAAAGCGCAUCACCAUCCGAAUAGUCGAGGAGAUCUCCGUUAGAAUGAUGGUCCCGAAAACGAUUAUUAUUCGAAUUAUUCAAGAAAUUAUUCUCAAGAAGCACAUGUACGUACCUACGGACGGGAUAUUCGAAGCCGAGUCGGAACUAGUGGAGGAUAAACGAGAGGAAACGGUGUCGAAAGUGGACUCCAAGAAAAUGGAGGAGAAAUUACCCGAAGCGGCAGAACCCGAAGAGCAUCCAGAAGAAGAGGACAUCGAAGAGGACGUCGAAGAGGACGUUGAAGAGGACGGCUUUGUCACAAUUAGUAGAAAGGUUUCGAAAGAAACGAUCGACGCUAAGAAGAAAGCGGCUGUCGAUAAAGCGGAAGAAGCGAAACGAGGCACCGGAAAGGAACACGAGAAAGACGUCACCGAUGAUUUCGAGGCUGUCGAGCAAGAAUACAAAGUACACGACGUGACAAUGUCCUCUUCCCAAAGAGCGUCGCGAGGCGCCUCUCCGGAUUGGGAUGAAAACAAGGAGAACGAGUACGCGGAAGAAGCCAUCGAAGACAGAAACGUGUUGGGAACGGACGCGUCUAGAUUGAUGGACGCUAUCGAAAAGUACGCAGUACCGGACGCGAAACCUUCCGCGGUCGCUGAAAUCGCCGCGACGAGAAAAGAAUCCGUGGAACAGAUUACGAAAGUGCUCGAAGAAGCGAAAGAGAAACCGUCGGAUGUUAAACCAACGUCCCCUGAGAAAGUAGAUAAAGCUGAGGUCGCUGGAGUCGUAGAAGAGAAAUCUAAGGAAGAAGCAAAAGAGGAGAAGCCUAAGGAGGAAGCACCGACGAAACCGGAAGUGAAACUAGCGGAUGCUACGGGGAGGCCAGCCGAACCGAAACCAGAAUUAAUCGGUCACCCCGAGAAAGAGGAUCGAGAGAAGGAAGAGGAAGAUAAGACAGCCGACGAGAAGGAUUCGAAAGAGGCAGUCUCUGUUCGAGAAGAAAAAGGUAUGGAAUCUUCCAAGGAUGUGUCGGUCAUCGUCGAAGUGGCGCCGAGGACGGAGGAGGACACGGGAUCCGUGCGACGAAUGUUGGUCACAGCGAGCAGCGAGGACGGCGGCCACGAGACGGAAAUUUGUCCAACCGGAAGUAUCACGUUCACCAAGACGCUUACACCCGACGAUUCCCUCAAAGACGCGUCUAUAAAGUCGACGCCUGAUAAGGAUUCCUUGCUUCUAGACAAAGACUCGUUGCAUUCCGGCAUAAGUAGUCCGGAGAAGGAUAGCAUCUCCGAGAAAUCCGCACCCGGAAUGAAGGAUGUCGGGAAAGUUACGCCCGAGGACAGCUUGGACAAGUCGCCGAUAGACAGGCGCGAUUCCCAGGAUCUCGAAGAUAGUCUCGAGAAGAUGGCCGCUGGCAAGUCGAAGGAAGCUUCUCCAGAAGCGCCAAAGUCCCCGCAACAAGCGGACCGAGUCGAACCUCCUAGCGAAAUGCCUGCUAAAACGUCGGUAAAGGAGGCACCACUAGACGCGUUUACCGACGCGGAAACUUCCCAGACAGCCCUGGAAUCGAUAACGGCGUCCAAGUCCCCCGACUCGGCUCGCUCGGGAGACGUUUCGCCGGCCGAAACUAUUCUCGCGAAGUCGCCGACAGAGAAGGACCUUCCGAAAACCUCCGUCGCGGCGAAACCCGAUAAAGAAGUGAUACCGACUGAAAUAAAAGAAACUACCGUGAAAGACACGGGUAAGAUUGAAUCCCCGAGCGAUAAAGAACAGGAAAAAGAAACGACAACGACUGAAAUGAAAGAAAUUGCUGUCGAGGAUACGGGGAAGAUUAAAUCUCCGAGCGAUAAAGAACAGGAAAAAGAGAUCGAAGGUAAGUCGCGCGAGAAGACUCCCGAGUUACCGACGAAAGAGGAGAAGGAAACGGGUGAGAUCGCGAAGCGUCCGAGUAUCGACACUACAGAAGACAAGAAAUCCGUGGCUAGGUCUAAGUCACCCAGCCCUUCUGAUGAUAAAAUAGAGGAGAAGAAAUCUGUAGAAUUGCCUGCGGGUGAAGAAGAAUCCGAUCGGGAGAAACCGACCGAAGGCUCGCGGCCACCUAGCGUCGAAAAGGAAUCGGUCGAUAAAGUCGACUCGCCGACCGUCGCAGACAAAUCGCGAUCACUCAGUAUAACGAGCGUUCACGAAGAGGUCAAGGACUCGGUGCACGCUUCGAAAUCCCCGAGUAUCGCCGGGGAGAAAGCCGAUUUGAAAGACGUCGACGAAAAGGCGAUUGACAAAUCGCGAUCGCCCAGCGUUCCGAUCGAUUCCAAGGAGUCGGAUCGCUCGAAAUCGCCGAGCAUCGCGAGCGAGAAAGACCUCGGAGACGUCACGCAGGCACCGGAUAAAUCGAGAUCGCCCAGCGUGGCGAGCAUUCCGGUCGAUUCCAAAGCCUCGAGCGUUACUACCGAGAAACCCGAUUUAAAGGAUAUUGAUGAUAAGGCGGACGAUAAAGCGGUUGAUAAGUCUCGAUCGCCUAGCGUAGCGAGUGUGGCCAGCGACGUGAAAGAGGCAAAGGAUCUGAAAGGCGCUGUGGAGAAAGAAUUGGAGAAAUCCAGAUCGCCUAGCUUGACGAUGGCCGACGGUUCGAAGUCUCCGAGCAUCGCCGGAGAAAAAAUCGACGUCACGGAUAUUGAGCGAUUGAUCGACGCGACGGAAUCGGUUACCGACGACGAAAAGUUGAUCGUUCGCGGGAAACGGGACCUGCGAGACGUCGAAGAGAAAGCAGACGAUAAAUCUAGAUCGCCCAGUCUGACUACCGGUUUGCCUGACGAGUCCGCGGACGUAGCUGAUCGGUCGAAAACACCGAGCGAGAAAGAGUUAUCCGACAAAUCAAAGUCGCCAAGCGUUGCCCGCGAACUCUCCGAUUUAAAGGACGUCGACGAAAAAGGAACAGAAAAGUCCAGGUCGGCUAGCGCGAGUCCCGGCGUGGAGGACAAAGGAAUUCCGGACCAUUCGAAAUCGCCGAGCAUUGCAGGCGAGGUAAUCGACUCGAAACAUCUCGAUGAAAAAGAGAUCGAAAAAUCGAGAUCCCCUAGCGUGGCGAGCGUCGCAGGCGAGCCUAAGACCGUGGAUCGUUCGAAAUCUCCCAGCGUCGUUAGCGAACUAUUAGAUUUGAAAUAUGAGGAUAAGGAGAGCGAUAAAGUUAGCUCUCCUAGCGCGAUCGGCGCUCCAGGGGAGCUUAAAGGAGUAACCGAUCGUGAACGAUCGCCUAGCGAGAAGUCCGAGUCUAAGGAUGUCGACGAGACGGUAGACGAGCCUAAAUCACCCGGAACGGAGAUUCCGAAGACACCCAGUACCACGCCUGAAAAGCCCGAGGUUAAAGACAUCGGUGAGAAAACAGACAAGUCUAGAUCGCCUAGUGUAAUGGAAUCUCCCGAGGAAUCCAAAGACGCGAAGGAUCGUUCCAAGUCUCCCAGUAUCGCCGACGAAAAAGUCGAUUCGAAGGACGUCCACGAGGAGACGGUAGAAAAAUCUAGGUCGCCUAGUGUAAUAAGCGUUCCUGGGGACACGAAAGAAACGACGGAUCGAUCCAAGUCACCGAGCAUUGCUGGAGAAAUAACCGAUUCGAAGGAUGUCGAAAAAUCCAGAUCGCCUAGCAUCGCUGGAGAAAAGCCUGAUCUGAAGGACAUCGAUGAAAAAGAUAUUGAAAAAUCGAUUGAGAAAUCUAGGUCGCCUAGCGUUACUGGAGAAUUGAAAGAAGCAGACCGAUCGAAAACGCCGAGCGUCGCUAGUGAGAAGCCUGAUUUGAAGGACGUCGAUGAAAAAUCGGUUGAGAAAUCUAGAUCGCCUAGCGUUACUGGAGAACCAACAGUAACAGAUUUAUCGAAACCGUCGAGCGUCGCUAGUGAGAAGCCUGAUCUGAAGGACGUCGAUGAAAAAUCGGUUGAGAAAUCUAGAUCGCCUAGCGUUACUGGAGAAUUGAAAGAAACAGACCGAUCGAAACCGUCGAGCGUCGCUAGUGAGAAGCCUGAUCUCAAGGAUGUCGACGAAAAAUCGGUUGAAAAAUCUAGAUCGCCUAGUGUUACCGGAGAUUUGAAAGAAACAGACCUAUCGAAACCGUCGAGCGUCGCUAGUGAAAAUGAGAAGCCUGAUUUGAAGGACGUCGAUGAAAAAUCGGUUGAGAAAUCUAGAUCGCCUAGCGUUACUGGAGAAUUGAAAGAAGCAGACCGAUCGAAAACUCCGAGCGUCGCUAGUGAGAAGCCUGAUUUGAAGGACGUCGAUGAAAAAUCGGUUGAAAAAUCUAGAUCGCCUAGCGUUACUGGAGAACCAACAGUAACAGAUUUAUCGAAACCAUCGAGUGUCGCUAGUGAAAAGCCUGAUCUGAAGGACGUCGAUGAAAAAUCGGUUGAAAAAUCUAGAUCGCCUAGCGUUACUGAAGAACCAACAGUAACAGAUUUAUCGAAACCAUCGAGUGUCGCUAGCGAAAAGCCUGAUCUGAAAGAUGUCGACGAAAAAUCGGUUGAGAAAUCUGUUGAGAAAUCUAGAUCACCUAGCGUUACUGGAGAACCAACAGUAACAGACCUAUCGAAACCAUCGAGCGAAAAGCCUGAUUUGAAGGACGUCGACGAAAAAUUGGUAGAAAAAUCUAGAUCACCAAGCGUCGCAAGCACGAUCGCCGAACCGGAAGAAUCGAAGGAUCGUUCCAAGUCGCCUAGCGUCGCCCUGGAAAAAUCUGAAGAAAUCGACGAAAAAUCAAUUCGCGAAAGUAAAUCGCUCAGCGCGGUGAGCUCUCCCAUCGACGCGAAAGAAACCAUACAGCAUUCUCGAUCACCGAGUAUCGCCGGCGAUAAGUCCGAUUUAGAAGCCGUCGAUGAGAAGACGUUUGAUAAAUCUAGGUCACCGAGUGUCGCUGGCGAAAAGACUGAUUCGAAGGAGACGGAGAAAUCUAGAUCGCCAAGCGUGACAACCGUCGCCGAUGAAAUGAAAGACGCGCUGGAUCGUUCCAAGUCGCCGAGCACGACACCGGAGAAACCCGACGCGAAGGAAGCCGAGGAAAAAGCGAUCGAUAAGUCUAGAUCACCGAGCGUGAAAUCCAGAUCGCCGAGCGUAUCAGCGGAGACCAAAGAAAGCAUCGAUCGCUCGAAAUCACCGAGCGUCGCCGGUGGAAUUGGCGAAUUGAAAGACGACGAAAAGGCGAUCGACAAGUCGAAAUCGCCUAGCGUGGCAAGCUCUCCGGAUGAAACAAAAGGAACUAUGGAUCAUCCCAAGUCGCCGAGUCUUGCUGGGGAGAAGAUCGACGCGAAAGAUGUUGAAGAAAAAGGGGUUGAGAAAUCUAGAUCGCCGAGCAUUGCUGGUGAAAUUGCCGAUCUGAAAGACGUUGAUGAAAAAGCAACCGCGAAGUCGAAAUCGCCAAGCAUUGCUAGUGAGAAGCCUGAUACGAAAGAUGUCGACGAGAAGGAGAUCGAUAAAUCUAGAUCGCCAAGCAUUGCUGGUGAAAUUGCCGAUCUGAAGGACGUCGACGAAAAGGCGAUCGACAAGUCGAAAUCGCCAAGCGUCGCUAGUGAGAAGCCUGAUACGAAAGAUGUCGACGAGAAGGAGAUCGAUAAAUCUAGAUCGCCGAGUGUUGCGAGCGUUGCUGGCGAAACGAAAGACGUUUCGGAUCAUUCUAAAUCCCCAAGCGUCGCUAGCGAGAAACACGACUUGAAGGAAGUUGACGAGAAGACUAUUGAUAAAUCGAGAAGCCCGAGUUUGAUAAGUCCGAUCGGUGGGAAACCUGACUUGAAAGAAGUAGAAGAGAAGGCUAUCGAUAAAUCGAGAAGCCCGAGUUUGAUAAGUCCGACCGGCGGGAAACCCGACUUGAAGGAUGUUGACGAGAAGACUAUUGAUAAAUCUAGGUCCCCGAGCGUGGCCGGCAUAACUAUUGAAAAACCUGACCUAAAGGUCGUCGAUGACAAAGCAAGCGACAAGUCGAAAUCGGCUAGCGCAACUAGCUCUCCGGGCGAAACUAAAGAAACGAUGGAUCAUUCGAAGUCGCCGAGCCUCGCUGGCGAAAAGAUCGAUGUAAAAGAUGUCGAAGAGAAAGAGGUAGAGAAAUCCAGAUCGCCGAGCAUGGCUAGCGAGAAGCCCGAUAUGAAAGACGUGGAUGAGAAGGAGACCGGAAAAUCUAGGUCGCCGAGCGUAGCCGGUGAACCAAAAGAAUCCAUGGAUCACGCAAAAUCUACGAUCGUUAGUGACGAAAAGUCUGACAUGAAAGAUGCAGAGGACAAGACGAUCGAGAAAUCGAGGUCGCCCAGCUUGACGAUCGCGUCUGAUCGUUCCAAGUCGCCGAGUCCCGAAGAGAAACUCGAUUCGAAGGAUGUGGACGAGAAAGCGAUCGACAAGUCUAGAUCGCCUAGCGUGACGAGCUCGAUCGGCGAAUCGAAAGACGCAAAAGAUCGUUCGAAAUCUCCUAGCGUCGUCGGUGAGAAGCCUGAUUCGAAAGAUGCUGAUUCGAAGGAUGUCGAGGAGGAGGUAAUUGCAAAAUCUAGAUCAUCUAGCGUGAUAAGUGUUCAUGGAGACGCGAAGGAAACAACGGAUCGAUCGAAAUCCCCGAGCACUACUACCGAAAAGCCUGACUUGAAGGAUGUCGAAAUUGUUGACAAAUCCAGAUCGCCUAGCGUAGUUAGCCCUGGGGAAUCUAAAGGAGUCCUGGAUCAUUCGAAAUCGCCCAGCAUUGCCGGAGAAAAGUCUGAUACUAAGGAUGUCGAGGAGAUAGUUGGAAAAUCUAGAUCAUCUAGCGUGAUAAGCGUUCCUGGAGACGCGAAAUCACCGAGCACUACUACCGAAAAGCCCGACUUGAAAGAUGUCGAAAUAAUUGACAAAUCCAGAUCGCCUAGCGUAGUUAGUCCUGGCGAGUCUAAAAGAGUCCUGGAUCACUCGAAAUCGCCCAGCAUCACUACCGAGAAACCGGAUUUAAAGGAUGUCGAUGAGAAGGCAGGUGAAAAAUCCAGAUCUCCUAGCGUCACGAGUUCUAUUGCUGUAGCAAAGUCCGAUUCACCGGAUGUCGAUGAGAAGGCAGGUGAAAAAUCUAGGUCACCUAGCGUGACAUCCGCUCCUAUGGAUCAUUCGAAAUCGCCCAGCAUCACUACCGAAAAACCGGAUUUAAAGGAUGUCGAGGAGAAGGCAGGUGAAAAAUCCAGAUCUCCUAGUGACACAAGUCCUAUUGCUGUAGGAAAGUCUGAUUCACCGGAGGUCGAUGAGAAGGUAGGUGACAAAUCUAGAUCGCCUAGCGUGACAUCCGCUCCUAUGGAUCAUUCCAAGUCACCCAGCAUCACUACCGACAAACCCGACCUAAAGGAUGUUGACAAGUCCAGAUCUCCUAGCAUCGCGAGUCCUGUUGCUACAGAAAAGUCUGAUUCACCGGACGACAAAAUAAGUGAAAAAUCUAAAUCACCUAGCGUGGCUCCUGUGGAUCAUUCCAAGCCACCCAGCAUCACUACCGAGAAACCGGAUUUAAAGGAUGUUGACGAUAAAGCGAUUGACAAAUCUAGAUCUCCAAGCAUCGCGAGUCCUUCCGCUGUAGGAAAGUCUGAUUCGCCCGACGACAAGACAUUUGAUAAAUCUAGAUCUCCCAGCGUGACAAGUAUCUCUGGAGAGCCCAAAGAAGCACCGGAUCAUUCCAAGCCACCCAGCACUACCACCGAGAAACCCGACCUAAAGGACAUCGACGAUAAAGCAGUUGACAAAUCCAGAUCUCCUAGCAUCGCGAGUCCUGUUGCUACAGAAAAGUCUGAUUCGCCUGACUACAAAGUUGAAAAAUCUAGAUCUCCUAGCGUGACCGCUCCUGUGGAUCGUUCCAAGUCGCCCAGCGUCACCCCCGAGAGACCCGACUCGAAGGACAUCGACGAUAAAGCGACCGACAAGUCUCGAUCCGCCAGCGUAAUUAGCAUUCCCGCCGUUUCCGAAGGGACGAUGGAUCACUCGAAGUUUGUGAGUAUCUCCGACGAAAUGCUCGGUCUAAAGGACCUCGAUGAAAAGGUCCUCGACAAGUCGAGAUCGCCGAGUGCGACGAGCGUCUCCAGCGACUUCAAAGACGCCACGGAUCGUUCCAAGUCUCCUAGCGUUCGCGAAGACGAGGUCGAUCUAAAAGACGUCGAUGCGAAGGAGGAUAAAUCGAAAUCACCUACCGACGCGAAACCUAGCGACGCGAAAGAGUCCAAAGUGCCUACCGAUCGAUUCGCGUCCACCGAUCCUAAAGAAGCUGCGGAAGGAAGAUCCGAAACGCUCAAGGAAUCUCCUGAUAAAUCGCAGGAUGAUACCAAGCUACCAAGCUCCCCGGUCGGAGAGCAGACACCUAAAGACAGAUCUCGAUCGCAGAGCGUCCAAUAUACCGGAGAUAAGACGCCCUUGACCAGGUCUAGAGCUGCGAGUAUAUACCAAGAAAAGACAUCUGCUACCGAGACUGACGUGGUUCGAGAGGAAGCGGAGUCCUUCGCCCAUAUGGACCCAAGGAAAUCCUUCGACGAGAAGAAAACUCCUGACUGGUCGUUCAAGGACUCUACCGGGAUCGGCAUUGCCGCCACAAAAGUGAUUGAAAAAGAGCUGGGAAUUAUCGGCAGCACGGACGAAGGCGACGCUACCGGUUUCGGUACCAGAAAGGACAUCGAUCGGGACGACGAACGAGAGGAGGACAUCGUCAGAGUGACUGCUGAGAAACAAGCUGAUAUCGAGAAGUAUAUCUUGGAGGAGUACAUACGAAAGAGAAGGAAGAUCACGACGAGCGUGAUAGAAGAAAUAGUUAUGGUUUAUUCUGUCCCAGAGUUCGUGGUGACGGAUAUCAUAGACACGGUUACUUCAAGGGAGAACGUACGCAGAGAAUCGAUACUAGAUUUCGAUGUACAAAAACAACCUGCGAAAGACACGAAAAUACCCGCGAUCGAUCCCAGGGAACUAUCCAACGUCGAAAAUUAUAUAACGCAUGAAUUCGUCGCGAAAGGUAAGAAAAUUACGAUGGCCAUUUUCGAUGAAAUUUCGAGAGCGAGGAACGUACCGCGAGCGAUUCUCAGGACCAUCAUCGAGGAGAUCGUCGCGAAGAGGAAGCUCGAGAGGAGUUGGGUGAUGGACAGCGAGGUGGAGAAACUGGAAGAGGAGAAGCCAACGCCGAAAGGUUUCCUCGAGCUUCGGUACAGAGAGAAGAGAGGCGAUUCGAGGAGUCCUAGCUUGUGUUCCGAUAAAUCCACCCUGGACAGUCCCGCUCGCUCCGAGCCGCACAUCGACGAGGAAAUUUCGAUAUCCGAAGAAAAGAGAUCGGAGAUCGAGAGACUCCUAGAAGAAGACUACAUAAAGAAAGCGAAGAGAAUCACGGAGGAGAUCUUGGAGGAAGUGAUCGUUAGGACGCGUUUGCCCCGGUACAUCAUUUUGGAGAUAAUAGAGGAAGUGAUCGCGAAGAAGAAACUCUCGAGAGAUCUCGUGAUCGACGCGGAGAUCUAUCAAGACGGAGCCGACGAGAGUUAUGAAAAGGACGAUUACAGAUACGAGAAGUCGCCGGAGCCUCGUUUCGAGCUCGCCGACGACGGAACGAAGUCGUCGUACGGUUACAAAGAGUACAAGAGUACAACCGAGUACUCGGAAGGCCGCGAUAAAGAGACGUCGAUUUCCGAUUACCCGGUGAGUUACGAGAGCCAGUUCCACAAAGCGUUCCUAGCAGGAAUGACAGAGAUACGCACGACUCACAUCACGACGCUUUCGGGGAAAUCGACGCCGGACGUGACCCGGGACGGGACGCCGGACUCGACUUCCGAACCCACAGCUUCCACAGUCGAGAAGGCCGAAGAUAAAUUCGCGGAAAGUAAAUCGUCCGACAAAAUCCCCACGGUAACACAGAAACCUACCGCGUCCCCUACAGAACAGCCCAAAUCAACGCAAAUAGUCACCGUAUUGAAGGAGAGCAAGAUCGGAGAAACGGAAGUCUCGGACAAAGCCGGGAAGUUAACGGAGUCGGACGUCCGAGCAGACUCCGACGAAGAAUUCCACGACAAAGUAAUCGUGGUUAAAAAGAUCGUGAAGCGGGAAGUGGUGGACCAACAAGAGCCCGAAAUUAUUUCGGAGACCGUGACCAAACGAGAGAUUCCAGCCGAAGGCGAUCCCGAAACGAUUCGAAAAAUUAUAAAGCGAGAGAUCAUCGAGCAGGACGAUCCGGUGGUGAUCACGAAGGUGAUCAAACGCGAAAUCGUCGUCUCCGAUGACGAAAUCGGGGAUAAGGACGCGGAAAGAAUAAGAGGAACCGCGACCGAGGUUCCGGAAACGAUCGAAACGAUAACUAAGACGAAGAAAAUUGUGAUUACCGAAGAGACGUCUGGCGACAAGUCAAGUUCGUCGAGCACGGACGCAAAAGUAACAAGUGGAGUGACUCCCGCAAAGGAAUCUAUCAAAGAAAGCGAGAAAUCGAAGCAAGAGGAAGGAACCGAAGACUCGAAGCAGAAGGACAAGUGCCCGAUGUCCCCUCUCGUACGCGACAUCGUCUCCGACAUCGCCAGUGGUAGCGGUCAAUCCUACGGCUCCGGAAGGUCCACGCCCGACAGAAGGUCCGAAGGCAGAUCCUUGACCGGAACGCCGGAAGGUUUCCGAUCGGGCGAAGUAAUCAGAACCAUCAUCACCACGACGAAAACGGUUUCGGACGACGGCGAGAUCGUGACGACGACCAAAGAGGUCACGGAGACGACGAACGAGAAAGGCGAGACGGUGAUUCUAACGGAGAAGAUGGACGUUAAAGUAGACGAGUACCUGCCUAGCAAAGACGCGGCGGAAUCCGCGAUCAGCAGUAUCAUCGGUAGCAUCAAGUCGUCCGAGGGACACUCGUCUACUAGUCAGUACCCGAGUGGAUACUUGAAGGAGGAUUCGUCGGUUGGAUUCUCGGCGGCUGCGAUGAGUAGCAGCUUCUACGGCGAGUUGCCCGCUGUUCCGCCUCAGAUCAGUGCCAUGAAGACAUUCCAGGAGGAUGUUGGUAGCAGCAUCCGCCAAAGCAGCGGACCUAUUCCGAUACCCAGUGAUUACGCGUCGAAGAUAUUCACGGUAGAAAAGGAGUACGCAGGUGGAUAUGAAGAGAAACCGGAUCCGAAGAGGUACGUCGACGAGGCAGAUCUGGAUUUUGAGAAAGCCCUGAUGGAACAUAGGGAGAUGAAAGAAGCGACCGAGUCGCUGGGUAGAGGACUGUCGCCGAGAUACACGAACGGCAGUGCCCGAAGAGACGUCAAGGACGACGCCGCGGAUGAGAGUGGCGAGGAUGCGAAACCAGACUCGAAGAAGGACCCGCUGGAGGGUUGGGGGACACCGUUGGGUCUUCCGUCUCCUAAACCGCCGCGGAAGUUCAACUUGAUGAAGGCCCCGGUGCCAGCUGCGACAUCGAACGAACUUGGAACGACGACCGACGACGACGCUUCGCGAAACUUCGACGCCACCGUCGACUGGGGAGAACCCCUCAGGUUACCUUCUCCGACACCUGUGAGCAAUGAGAUCUCGAACAAAGGCACUCCGAGCACGCCCAAGAAGGAGAAGAAGCAAGCGAGGAAGGUCUUGUCCGAGAAUCUGAAGAAUAAAAAGCGCUCGGAGAGCCCGGGAAAGAACGAUAAGAAGAUGAAAGACUCGAAGAAUAAAGUUCAACCGGUGUACGUGGAUUUGACGUACGUGCCUCAUCACGGGAACUCUUAUUACACGUCGUUGGACUUCUUCAAGAGAGUACGCGCGAGAUACUACGUGUUCAGCGGCACCGAGCCCAGCCGAGAGGUGUACGACGCUUUGCUGGAAGCUAAGAAGACUUGGGAAGACAAGGAUCUCGAGGUGACCAUAAUACCAACUUACGACACGGACACUUUGGGUUACUGGGUGGCCGACAACGAAGAGGCCCUCGCCGCGAACCAUAUCGACCUCUCGCCCUCGGCAUCCAGAUGUACGAUCAACCUUCAGGACCACGAGACUAGCUGCAGUGCCUACAGACUCGAAUUCUAGGGAUUGGCAGCCUGCUCAGCCGUAAUAGUCGAGUUCUGAGCGGUGUCCAGAAAAUACACCAUCGCUUCGUUUCUGGACUCGUUUCCAUGAAAAAAAUCGAGGCGACGCGCCGCGAAACGUCGUAACCCGCCGUCCCUAUUAGCGGCUCCUAGAACUUUGACAAAUUCUAAACGGAGGCUACGUCGAUUUGAUUCGGAGGUAGCGCGAUCUGUAAAGUUUCGUCAUUUAUCCCGGCCGGAAGAGUUCGCUCUUAAUUUCACCGCACCCGUUCUAUCCAGAUUCGUCUCUCGAGAGUUACGUCGACCUAUAUCGAGAGUUAACCGCGACCUGUAUCGCAGUAUUCCUCCUUCGACUUACCGUUGUCCCACCUCCUCCAUCCAAGGACAACGGUAAACAGAAAACCCAAGACUACCCUUCUUCCCGCCCGGAUACAAUCCACGAGCUUGCUUCCGAGUAAAGUCAAUUUAGCCUCCGGUCUCUAUCGUUUUACUAAUUUCGAACGACAUUUACCUGGGAAGAAACAGAGUACUGGUUACUGCCAGAGCAAA